Phascolarctos cinereus (koala) is the source of this 1090-nucleotide messenger RNA. NCBI's taxonomy places the organism in Eukaryota, Metazoa, Chordata, Mammalia, Diprotodontia, Phascolarctidae. The record is from RefSeq and is a predicted model, not a curated record.
UCAAAAAUAAAAUUAGACCUUGCCUACCAUCUUUUUGGUCUCACUCCUCCUUUUCACCCAUUCCUUUCAGCCAGGGUCCUCCUCGACCCCCCACGUAUACUGGCCCUGCAGGUCGGGGCAAGUGGCGCCCAACGUGGGGCUCGAGGUCCGGAUUUCUGCCAGGCGGACCAGCAUUGAGAAACGAUUCGUCGCGACCCCCUCCUUCUCAUCGCUCAUGAAGAGCCCCUGCGUUUUGAUGAGGUCUGCCCUUGGUUUAUGGUUACCGGCCCAGAUAUUCAUCCGGGAAAGUGGCAGAAGAAAAUGACGAUCCUCGUAAUUUUCCUCCUGUUCCGUGGGAGCCACGGUGGUUUUCAAUCUCCUGACCCAGUAGCGCUCAGCCGUGCCCUCUUUGGAAGCCCUUGUGACUGCGGCGGGGGCACGUUCACUGUCCGUCCCGCCACCUACACGCAAGAAGUGGACUGCGGGGAAAAGACAGCCUACCUCGCCUACCGUCAUUCUAUCACGGGCGUCUCCAAACCCAAGUGGGAAUGCGUAAGGAAGCCCCGAGUUAUCCCUCCGAAUGGUGGCCAGCCCGGGCCUUGCCCCAGUGAUUGCAACUACCUUGAGGCCUUGCACUCCACAUGCUAUAGUUCUACCCAGCAGUGCAGUGGCAGCUCAGGAACAGUCUAUCUUACUACAAUACAGGAAAGAGAAUAUGGUGGCUCCACAGGAGGGGACUGGGCGCAUAUAACUAGCCAAGGCCUACGUGGAAGUACCAAUAAGUAUGCUCAGGCUUCCUGUCGUAAAGAAAAUAUUGGAAAAAAUGUCUGUUGGCCCCUUCAUGCACCUGUCCAUAUCUCUGAUGGGGGUGGCCCUACAGACCAAAUUAGGGAACAUGAGAUUGAGGCUUCUCUUAAAAACACCGUCAAUAUCCAUUACCACCAACUUGCUUCGUCAGAAGAUCCUACUGAUACCAUGGAAGAGGGUCUCCAGUUCUCGAAGCUCGUGCAUCCGGAAUCUCGCUGCUCGCGGUGGUGGAGAAAUAUUAAGGAUAAAAAGUGAUCUGGCAGCUGUGAGAGAGCCCAUGACGGGAAUAUUGAGGUCCCAUGUU